AUGUCCACUUUCAUUGAGAAAUUUAGAUCUCUCUCGCUUUCCAGCGAGCUCAACAACGAGCAACUUGCGUUGGCUACACAGUGGGAAACUGUGGUGAAAUCUGGACAAAUCCAAAGUCACAUUGAAGAACUCAACUUGCGUCUAAGAGACCACUCUUUUGUUUUGGGAACUUUGGUCCCUACUGAAACCGACGCUACUGUCUUUGAAUCAGUUUUCCCGAUCAUCAAGGACCUUUUGGCAUCGUCUAAAGAUGUUAAAGGUCAUUAUGCUCAAUACAGACACAUUAUCAGAUGGAGUGCGUACUUACAAGAUCUGUUGGACGUUCCUGAAGACCAAAAGCUUUCCCUAAACUUUGAUCUCGAGUUGCCAAGGGAAGUGAUUGAAAAGAAGAAAAAGGAAGACGCCAAGAAACCAGCCGGCAAUGAUUCCAAGCCAGCAUCCAAGUCUGAGGCCAAGGGCGAAGCAUCGAAACAGGGGCCAAAGGGUAAGCCCGACGAGGAAACUUUGAAAAAACUCAGAGAAGAAGCUAAGGCCAAGAAAGCUGCCAAGAAGGCCCAGCAGUCUCAGCAGGCCCAGCAGCAGGAACAGCAGCCUCAAAAGCCCAGACCUUCUGCUAUUGACUUCCGUAUUGGUUUCAUCCAAAAGUGUAUCAAGCAUCCAGAUGCCGACUCCUUGUAUGCCUCCACCAUUGACGUUGGCGAUGAAGAAGGUCCCAGAACGGUGUGCUCCGGCUUGGUCAAGUACUUCCCACUUGAAGCAAUGCAGGAACGCUACGUGGUUGCUGUGUGCAACUUGAAACCCGUGAACAUGAGAGGUAUCAAAUCCACAGCCAUGGUGUUGUGUGGUUCUGAUGAAAACAACGUUGAAUUUGUUCAACCACCAGAGGGCAGCAAGCCAGGUGAAAAGGUCUUUUUCGAAGGCUUUGGUGAUGAGGAACCUGCCAAGCAGCUCAACCCUAAGAAAAAGAUUUGGGAACAGUUACAACCUAGUUUCUCUACCAAUUCUGAUCUAGAAGUCUUUUUCAAGGACGAAGAAGACAACGACAAGCCUAAGAAGUUGACCAAUGCUCGUGGCGAUUCGUUCAAGGUCGCAUCCAUCACAGGCGCCAACGUCCGUUGA
Molecule: messenger RNA, 1119 nt
Organism: Lachancea sp. 'fantastica'
Lineage: Eukaryota; Fungi; Ascomycota; Saccharomycetes; Saccharomycetales; Saccharomycetaceae
Source: the annotation of a GenBank genome assembly